Messenger RNA from Agrilus planipennis (emerald ash borer), 1286 nucleotides. Its product is annotated as polyubiquitin-B. Bases 22 to 1191 code for a protein of 389 amino acids. Gene Ontology annotation, molecular function: ubiquitin protein ligase binding; protein tag activity. Gene Ontology annotation, cellular component: cytoplasm; nucleus. Lineage: Eukaryota; Metazoa; Arthropoda; Insecta; Coleoptera; Buprestidae. The record is from RefSeq and is a predicted model, not a curated record. Gene Ontology annotation, biological process: modification-dependent protein catabolic process; protein ubiquitination. The transcript is spliced from 3 exons.
GUUUUACGACUUCGUGGAGGUAUGCAAAUUUUUGUUAAAACGUUAACUGGAAAAACCAUCACACUGGAAGUAGAACCAUCAGACACAAUUGAAAACGUGAAGGCCAAGAUCCAGGACAAAGAAGGUAUUCCUCCAGACCAACAACGUUUGAUUUUUGCUGGUAAGCAAUUGGAAGAUGGUAGAACAUUGUCUGAUUACAACAUCCAGAAAGAAAGUACCCUCCAUUUGGUUUUACGUCUUAGAGGUGGAAUGCAGAUUUUUGUUAAGACACUAACUGGUAAAACAAUCACCCUUGAGGUAGAACCGUCUGACACAAUAGAGAACGUAAAGGCUAAAAUUCAAGAUAAAGAGGGUAUUCCACCAGACCAACAAAGAUUAAUUUUUGCUGGCAAGCAGCUUGAAGAUGGUAGGACAUUGUCUGAUUACAACAUCCAGAAAGAAUCCACCCUUCAUUUAGUUUUGCGUCUUAGAGGAGGUAUGCAAAUUUUCGUGAAGACCCUCACUGGUAAAACGAUCACUUUAGAAGUUGAACCAUCAGAUACAAUUGAGAAUGUUAAAGCAAAAAUUCAAGACAAAGAAGGCAUUCCACCAGAUCAGCAGAGGUUAAUCUUUGCAGGAAAACAACUGGAAGAUGGUCGUACCCUCUCCGAUUAUAAUAUUCAAAAAGAAUCCACUCUCCAUUUGGUACUCAGAUUGAGAGGAGGAAUGCAGAUCUUUGUAAAGACUCUUACUGGAAAGACCAUCACUCUAGAAGUUGAGCCAUCUGAUACAAUUGAAAACGUUAAAGCUAAAAUUCAAGACAAGGAAGGUAUUCCUCCAGACCAACAACGUCUAAUUUUUGCUGGGAAGCAGUUAGAAGAUGGUCGCACCCUUUCUGACUACAAUAUUCAAAAAGAAUCGACUCUGCAUUUAGUUUUGCGUCUCAGAGGUGGUAUGCAAAUCUUCGUCAAAACAUUAACUGGUAAAACUAUAACCCUUGAAGUAGAGCCAUCUGAUACAAUAGAAAACGUCAAAGCCAAAAUUCAAGACAAGGAAGGUAUCCCACCAGAUCAACAACGUCUUAUUUUUGCCGGGAAACAGUUGGAAGAUGGACGAACCCUUUCAGAUUAUAAUAUUCAGAAGGAAUCUACAUUACAUUUGGUAUUGAGGCUUCGAGGUGGUAUGCAAAUUUAUGUUGAAACAAAAAUUUAAGACAAAGAGGGCAUUUCUAAUUAAUUUCGAUAUUUUCUAUAUUUAAGGUUUUUGUACCUUUUAAAGAAUACUGAAAUAAAAGUUCUUCAAAUUUA